AUGACUUGCAUUAUAUUCACAUUUUCAUUCCACGCUUGCAAACCAUUAAUAUGUAACACUAUACAUGCAUCUAACACUAAUAUAUACGUAUUUUUUCACGCAUCUUGGGAAGAAUUCUUUGAAUCUCAAGAAAUUGAAGAAAAUAUCAGCAUAAUCAACCAAGAUACUACCAUUCAAACAGCUCGUAAUUACAAUAUUUUUGAUUCAGUAUUUAAAAAAAUUCAUUGUUCUCGAGCUAUUCAUGUUUCAGCUAAUUCUCCCAAAUACAUUCUAAUAGAAAGUUCAUCAUUUCAAGAUGUUUGCUCAGGUGAUAACGAUGGUGGCGGAGCAAUUUUUGCUACACAUUGCUAUACAGUUCAAAAUCGUGUAUGCGGAAACAAUUGUUCAAUUUCUUCUGGACGAGGUACAUUUUCAGUUGUCACAGGCGAACGUGGUUUCUUGAUCAGUUCAUCAAUAAUAAAUUGCGGCAUAAAUAAGAAAGGACAAUCGACAUUUUGUACUGUUCGUUGUUUCACUAAUAUUAGUCAAUCUAAUGUUUCACAUUGCAAAUCUGAAACAUUGAUAAUCCAAAAAAUGUUGCAUUUUUAA
Messenger RNA from Trichomonas vaginalis G3, 588 nucleotides. RefSeq lists its product as uncharacterized. The coding region runs from base 1 to 588 and encodes 195 amino acids. The record is from RefSeq and is a predicted model, not a curated record. The transcript has a single exon. NCBI's taxonomy places the organism in Eukaryota, Parabasalia, Trichomonadida, Trichomonadidae.